This is a messenger RNA of Glossina fuscipes, 2006 nucleotides long. RefSeq lists its product as uncharacterized. Lineage: Eukaryota; Metazoa; Arthropoda; Insecta; Diptera; Glossinidae. Bases 64 to 1881 code for a protein of 605 amino acids. Gene Ontology annotation, molecular function: DNA binding. The record is from RefSeq and is a predicted model, not a curated record. The transcript has 2 exons.
GCUUGAUAUAAUAAUAAUAAUAAAAAAAUAAAUAAAUAAAAAAAAACUUUGAUUUUUAUUUGAAUGUUUUUUCGAGCGCAACUUAAAACUGACAACGUCAUGAAAACUAAUAUAAAAAACAACAACAACAUUAAUAAUAAUAAUAAUAACGAUAAUGCAAGCAAAAAUAACAACAAUAAUAUUGAUAGCAAAGUCAACAUUAACCCCAAGAGCCCGAAAGUUGUUAAAGUCGUCUUCGACAAUCGUAUUAAGCGUAAAAAUGUUUUAGCGCUUAAUGAAAAAGUGGCCGCUAUUCGUGAGUAUGAAAAGCGUCCCAUUUAUAAGCGUAUCGGACGUAUGUUUCACUGUAGUCCCGAUCAGAUCAAACGUAUUGUCCAACAGAAAGAUGCAAUUUUAAGCGCCUGGGAACAGAGGACCCGUAAACGAGAUGCGAAAACGUUGGAAAUGAAAGUCGUACGUGUCUCUAUGUUAGGCAAGGCUGUCUAUGAAUGGAUAAGACGCAUGAUGUACUAUAAGGACAUAUUAAUUACGGACGGACUGAUACAAAAGAUGGCUUUGCAAUUUAAAAGUGCUAUGGGCUUACAGAAUUUCUUUCCACAUCAGGAUUGGUGCGAUAAAUUUCGCCAAAUAUAUCAGGUUACAGAGACUGAUAGUAAAUUGUUAAAUAUCGGUUACACAACCGGUCACUCGGUCCAGAUAAAGGAUGUGAUUAAAGAUGUGCUAUCUGAAUGCUCACCGGAAGAUGAAAAGCUAAAGGAAGAGGAGAUCCGAGAUGAUAGGCGGGAACAUGAAUUUAUUGAAAAUGUAGACGGUAUUAAAAGAGUGGAAAACAAUCUCCGCAAUCAGCAAGCGACAAUUACAACCCAAGCUUUACCAUUACCGCACUUACAAGGUCUACGGCAACUGGUAGCGCUACCUAUACAAACAAAUGGUCUAUCGGGUGCAGGUCAAAAAGUUCUAGUCGCUACUCCUAUAACUACAACCGGACAGCGAACAGGAGCGACACCUAUGACAAUGACAAUCAUUCCUUUAGCAACUAUAGCACAAUCUAACCAGUCCGUAAACACUAAUUUAACCUCUCAAAACAAUCUUCCUAGAGGUGCUGCCUCAAAUAAUACAGAUAUUCAACAAAUUACAGUACCACCACCCAUGACCGAGAUAAAAAAGGAAAUUAAAGAAGAACCCAAAGAUUUAGACGGCGAUGAGGAUGAUGAUGAUGAUUUCCUUAUGGCGGAUACAAUACAAAUCAAAAAAGAAUAUCAAAGCGAUGAUAAUAAUGAAGAGGAACAAAUGGGCGAAAUUUUAAAUAUAGAAAAUAAUUGCAAACAGUUGAACAUGGAAAACAUUGCCGUAUUGGAAACAAAAAACCGAACAAAAGAUAACGAUAAGCUGACAAUAGAAGAAGAAUCCACCAAUGACUCUUUAGAGGAUGUAGCUUUGGCUAAAUUACAAAAGCGUAUAAAAGAUGAAAAUAUUACACACGCACAAGUAGAACAGGAACAGCAAAUACUAUCUGAAAGCCUACGAUAUAAUAAUAGUCCUCAAAGGAUACCAGCUCAUAUUCCGUCUCUGCCGGCGCCAGCGCAACCGACACUUAGACCCAUGCCUCCUUUAAUUAAGGCGCCAAUUAUUAGCUUAAAUACCAGCCAUUUAAAUCGUACGACUACAAAUCGGCGUUUACGUUCCCAAGAGGAUUACGUAUCUUUACCGGCGAUAAGAACUUGCUCCGAAGCUCGAACAUAUCUAAAAUUGUUGGAGGAUUUCGCAUUAGAACGUGAAAGCUUCCGUUUAAUUGGGUUAAUAACAAGAGCUGAUGAAGUCUUACGUGAAUUAGAUCGCAAAGAUCAUGGGUCCGACGAAGACGAUGAAGAUAUUGAAUGAUUUUUUUUUCUCAAUUUAAACGAAUAUAUGUUGUACAUAUUAAUCGAUAGUUUUAGAUAUUAUUAUAAAAUAUGAAAUUUAUAAGAUAAAACAACCAAAGAGUGUUAAUUGUUAUUUUAUAGAUU